Messenger RNA from Hermetia illucens (black soldier fly), 876 nucleotides. Its product is annotated as trypsin eta-like. The record is from RefSeq and is a predicted model, not a curated record. The transcript has a single exon. NCBI's taxonomy places the organism in Eukaryota, Metazoa, Arthropoda, Insecta, Diptera, Stratiomyidae. Bases 1 to 876 code for a protein of 291 amino acids. Gene Ontology annotation, biological process: proteolysis. Gene Ontology annotation, molecular function: serine-type endopeptidase activity.
AUGACCCACCAAAAUUACAAUAAUGUUGUGAAAAUUUUACUUGUUCUGCUUUCUCUCAUCGUUUGGUCAACUGAAACUCCAGAUGCUGUUCCAGCUCUUGCAGUGAAGCGGCUUCAUCGGGGCUUGGAAGCGGACACUCGUCGCUAUAAUUUCGUCGCCGCUAUUUUACUUUACUUACAAAAAGGAUGGGCUUUUCAUUGUGGUGCAUCCAUAGUUGGACCCCGAAAAGUGGUAACUGCAGCACAUUGUGUCUUCGAUAGUGAAAUGGUUCUUCCGCCCCCCAAAAUGGUAGCCGUAGUGGCCGGGGACAAGAGCUGGACAGGAGCUGGAGCGAAAGCUGUUAUUGGACGUGUGGCGGCAAUCUACUCACAUGAAAAUUACAGAUCACCACAUUCGGAACCUGAUCUGGCACUGUUGAUUCUGAAGGAAGACUUGCCUAUUGACAACGAGACUAUUGGGAUAGUUGAGUUGGCACUUGAUAUACCGAAGGACGGCGAGCAAUGCGUUGCCCUAGGUUGGGGAUUGAAUGAAAAGUUUCACAUAUCGUCGACACUAAUGGCAGCUGUUUUCGAGAUUCAACCUAUCGAAGCUUGCAUUCUGUUUUACGGAGUGCCUUCCCCGAACUUUGUGUGUGGCAUGAGCACCGGCAAGAGUUCUGUUUGCACCGGGGACUCUGGUGGUCCAUUAAUUUGCAAUAAUCAAUUAGCUGGGAUUAUCGAUUCUAGUGCUAUAAACUGUAGCGCGUCCAAGCCAAGUCUUUUUACUGGCUUAAAAGACUACGUUCCUUGGAUCAAAAGGGAACGAACUUCUUCAGCAAAUAAAGAAAAAUAUUAUUUUCAUCAAGUGUGCUUAUGCCUUAUUACUAUUAUGAUAUGA